This is a messenger RNA of Aspergillus puulaauensis, 4167 nucleotides long. RefSeq lists its product as uncharacterized. The coding region runs from base 1 to 4167 and encodes 1388 amino acids. The transcript has 4 exons. NCBI's taxonomy places the organism in Eukaryota, Fungi, Ascomycota, Eurotiomycetes, Eurotiales, Aspergillaceae. The record is from RefSeq and is a predicted model, not a curated record. Gene Ontology annotation, molecular function: 2 iron, 2 sulfur cluster binding; iron ion binding; oxidoreductase activity.
AUGGAUACCUUCCUGUCCUCCGCGUCCCAGACGCUCUCGUUCUACCUGAACGGAACACCCAUUCACCUUACAAACCCCCAUCCCCGCUGGACUCUGCUGGACUUCAUCCGCUCGCAGGAUGGACUCAAGGGCACGAAGCUGGGCUGUGGCGAGGGCGGGUGCGGUGCUUGCACCGUCGUCCUGCAGACCAGGGCCUCGCGCAUUCGCCAUGUCGCUGUGAACGCCUGCCUUUAUCCUUUGGUUGGAGUCACCGGAAAACAUGUCAUCACAGUGGAAGGGCUGGGGACAGUCGACAACCCACAUCCGCUGCAAGAGAGAAUCGCAAAGCUGCACGCGUCGCAGUGUGGAUUCUGCACGCCUGGGAUUGUCAUGUCGCUGUACGCUAUUGUCCGCAAUGCAUUCGACCCGGCUACUGGGGAGUUCCUGCUCUCGGAGCAAGAUAUCGAGGGGAAAGGACACCUCGAUGGGAAUCUGUGUCGGUGCACGGGGUAUAAACCCAUCUUCGAAGCGGCGAGGACGUUCCUACGUGAGGAUCUAGGCGUGACUCCUGUUAUUGUGCCGUCACUGGAAGAUGAGAUAGAAACGGACUUGACUGGGUCUGAUUCUGCAUCUGGCUCUGCAUCUGGAUCUGGGUCUAGCUCUGGCUCUGGUUCCUGUGGUCGUCCUGGAGGCUGCUGUCGUGAUAGCCCUGGGGAAUCAUGCUCGAGCAACACAGAUAUAACAGUGCCGUCACCGUCUUCUCCAAAGCAGUUUGAUUUCAUCCCGUAUGUCCCGACCACCGAACUGAUAUACCCGCCUGGGCUAGCCAAGUUCCAGCCCCAGCUUCUGUCCUACGGAGACGAAAGCCAGGCCUGGGUGAAGCCUACAACAGUCCAGGAGACACUCGACAUCCUAUCCCGAUACCCUACUGCGACCCUGGUCACAGGAGCAAGCGAAGUGCAAGUCGACGUGCGAUUCAAGAACUUCAGCCCCCGGGUUAGUGUCUUUGUCGGUGACAUCCCAGAACUGACAUCCAUCACCUGGAGCGAUGACAAGAAGACCCUUCACGUCGGGGGCUCGGCCUCUCUAUCAGACCUUGAAACCGAAUGCCAGCGCUGUAUUCCUGACUUCAACGCUACGAAUCCUACGAAUCCAGGCUACGCAUCGACUAUGUCCGCAAUCGCCAAAACCCUGCGCUACUUCGCCGGCCGCCAGAUCCGCAACGCGGCCUCGCUGGCUGGGAAUAUCGCCACGGCGUCUCCAAUCUCAGAUAUGAACCCACUCCUCCUCGCCCUAAACGCAACAGUGCACACAAAGACGCUCGAAAAGGAGACAUCAAUCCCAAUGACCCAACUGUUCAAGGGAUACAGAAAAACAGCCCUCCCCCCGGCAUCUCUCAUAACCCGAAUCUCCAUCCCAAUGCCAUCAAAGCAUACCCUCGAAUUCACAAACGCAUACAAACAAGCAAAGCGCAAAGACGACGACAUCGCCAUCGUCACCGCUGCAUUCCACGCCUCUCUCUCCCAAGGUCCGGAGUAUAAAAUCGAGGAAAUAUCCCUCGCCUUCGGCGGCAUGGCACCUACAACCGUCCUCGCACCAAUAACAGCAUCAACACUCCUAAACAAACCCUGGACCCCUUCCACCCUAGACGAAGCCCUAACAAGCCUAAGCCAGGAACUCGCCCUCCCCUACACCGUCCCAGGCGGGAUGGCUACAUUCCGACGAACACUAACGCUCUCCCUCCUGCUCCGCUUCUGGCACUCCAUAUCCCAAAAACUCAAUCUCGAGUUCGAUUCCGAUCUGGUUCAUGAAAUCCAUCGUGGGAUUUCGUGCGGCACGCGCGAUGACGUGAACCCACACGCGCAGAGCGUCGUCGGACAGCAGAUCCCGCAUCUUAGUGGGCUGAAACACGCUACCGGCGAAGCGGAGUAUGUGGAUGAUAUGCCCCCGCUGUAUAGGGAGUUACAUGGGGCGUUGGUUCUUUCGGAGCGUGCGCAUGCGAGGAUUGUGGGGGUUGAUUGGACUCCUGCUCUUGAGGCUGGGGCGGUGGGGUUUGUGGAUGAGGGGUGUUUGCCGGGGGAGAGGAAUCUGUGGGGGUCUGUUGUUCAUGAUGAGCCGGUGUUUGCGAGGGGGGUUGUGUGUUCGCAUGGGCAGCCGGUUGGGAUGGUUUAUGCGGAGAGUUUGGAGAUUGCACGGGCUGCUGCUAAUGUUGUGAAGGUUGUGUAUGAGGAUUUGCCGGCGGUGAUUACGAUUGAUGAGGCGAUUGGAGAGGGGUCGUUUUUUAAGCAUGGGAAGGAGUUGAGGAGGGGGGUUAAGCCGGAGGAGAUGGAUAAUGUGUUUAAGGAGUGUGAGGUUGUGCUGUCUGGCACGACGAGGGUCGGUGGCCAGGAGCAUUUCUAUCUCGAGACGAAUGCGGCCGUUGCGGUGCCGAAUGCUGAGGAUGGGAGUAUGGAUGUCUGGUCCAGCACGCAGAACACAAUGGAAACGCAAGACUUCGUCAGCCAAGUCGUCAACGUCCCCCGGCACAAAAUCAACGCCCGAGUGCGUCGCAUGGGCGGUGCAUUCGGAGGGAAAGAGUCUCGCUCUGUCCCCAUCGCAUGCAUGGUCGCCGUCGCAGCGAAGAAGACCAGACGCCCAGUCCGGAUCAUGCUCAGCCGCGACGAAGACAUGAUGACCUCCGGGCAGAGACACCCCGUGCAGUGCCGCUGGAAGGUAGGAUGCACGAGAGAGGGCAGGCUGAUCGCCCUCGACGCAGACGCAUACAAUAACGCCGGGUACUCGCUCGACAUGUCCAGCGCCGUGAUGGACCGGUGUCUGACGCAUAUGGACAACUGCUACUUCAUCCCGAAUGUGUGGCUGCGCGGCUGGGUGUGCAAGACGAACACGCACAGCAACACUGCGUUCCGCGGUUUCGGGGCUCCGCAGGCCAUGUACAUCGCAGAGAGCAUUAUCAAUGCUGUUGCUGAGAAGGUAGGUAUAAGCGUUGACGAGAUCCGACGGCGCAAUCUGUACGCUAUCGGCCAGCGCACGCCGUUCCUCCAGACUAUCGACGAGGACUGGCACGUCCCGAUAAUCCUGGAGCAGGUGCGUCAGGAGGCGAAAUACGACGAGCGCCGUAAGGCAGUUGAGGAGUUCAACGCCGCGCACCGCUGGCGCAAGCGCGGGAUCUGUCUUAUCCCGACGAAGUUUGGGAUUUCGUUCGCGACGGCCCUGCAUUUGAACCAGGCCAGUGCGGCGGUGCGGGUUUAUACGGAUGGCUCGGUGCUGCUGCAUCAUGGCGGUACGGAGAUGGGCCAGGGGCUGUAUACGAAGAUGGUGCAGAUUGCAGCCCAGGAACUCCGUGUCCCUGUUGACCAGGUGUAUACGGAGGGGACAUCCUCAUAUCAAACGGCCAACGUCUCGCCGACUGCUGCAUCGUCAGGGAGUGACCUGAACGGUAUGGCGGUUAAGCAUGCCUGCGACCAGAUCAACGAGCGUCUGCAGCCAUACCGCGAGAAAUGGCCCGAUGCGUCGCUAGGAAAGAUCGCUAUGGCGGCGUAUCGAGACCGCGUCAACCUCUCUGCUGCUGGGUUCUGGAAGAUGCCGACAAUUGGGUACGAGUGGGGGAAUUAUGACCCGGAGACUGUCAAGCCCAUGUACUUUUACUUCACACAGGGGGCUGCAUGCACCGAAGUCGAACUGGACCUUUUGACAGGCGACCACACGGUCCUGCGCACAGAUAUCAAAAUGGACGUCGGGCGAUCCAUAAACCCAGCGAUCGACUAUGGGCAGAUUGAAGGCGCGUUCGUCCAAGGCCAGGGUUUGUUCACUAUGGAAGAGUCGCUCUGGACGCAAUCGGGCCAGCUCGCGACCAGAGGGCCAGGGAACUACAAGAUCCCUGGCUUCUGCGACAUCCCGCAGGAAUUCAAUGUCAGUUUCCUCCAGGGCGUUGGCUGGAAGACGCUGCGCAGUAUCCAGUCGAGCAAGGGCAUUGGGGAGCCGCCGCUUUUCCUGGGCAGUACUGUCUUGUUUGCCUUGAGGGAUGCACUGGGGUUUGCUAGAAGAGAAAGGGGGGUGAAGACGCCUCUGGUCCUGGAUAGUCCAGCUACUGUGGAAAGGUUGAGGCUGGCGGUUGGGGACGAGUUGCUGGAGAGGGGAAUGGCCGAGAGAAAGGAGGGAGAGAGGAAUUUCUUCGUUACUGUUGCUUAA